Molecule: messenger RNA, 2174 nt
Organism: Camellia sinensis
Lineage: Eukaryota; Viridiplantae; Streptophyta; Magnoliopsida; Ericales; Theaceae
Product: protein PSK SIMULATOR 3-like
Biological process (GO): positive regulation of growth
Source: RefSeq, a predicted model, not a curated record
UCUGCUAAGAGAUUUUGAAUUUUGUUAGAUAGUAAUUUCCACAUGAUGGAGGGCAAUACAGUGACAGAAUCAUGGUUUAGUAACUUGUGGAGAAUUUCGCCAAAGAGCGUAGUUUCAGAAACUGAAAACUCUAUGAUUGGAAUUUUGGCAUUUGAAGUUGCAAGUUUGAUGUCGAAGCUGGUUAAUUUGUGGCAGUUUCUAAGUAAUAAGCAGAUUGUUAGGUUGAAGAAAGAGAUAGUCAACUCGCUUGGCAUUAAAAAGCUUGUAUCAGAUGAUGCCAAUUAUCUAAUGGAUCUUGUCCUAGCAGAGAUAAUUCAGAAUUUGGGAUAUGUGGCAAAAGCGGUUGCAAGGCUUGGGAAGAGGUGCAAAGCCCCUGUAUAUCACCGUCUUGGACAUAUUUUUGAUGUCCCAAUCACCAAUAAUCUUAAAUGGUGUCAGUGGGAAUACAAUUUGAAGAAGUUUGAGAGGAAAGUUAAGAAAAUGGGAAGAUUUGUUUCAGUUACGGCACAGUUGUAUCAAGAGGUGGAAUUGUUGGCUGAGCUUGAAAAGAGUCUCAGGAGAAUGCGAGUACAAAGUAGCGUUGAUUCAAGUGGGGUGAAAUUGUUUGAGUUUCAGCAGAAGAUUACCAGGCAGCGAAAGGAAGUGAAAAGAUUGCGUGAGAUGUCUCCGUGGGUUAGGACAUAUGAUUACAGUGUCCGGCUUUUAUUAAGAUCUGUUUUCACUAUAGUCGGGAGGAUCAAUCAUGUGUUUGGGGUUAAACGAUUGGCAUCUGUCGAAGCAUACAGUAAUUCCGCACAUAUCAAUUCUGAAUGUUUACUUCGCAGCUAUUCCGUUUCUGCUCGUAUGCAUACUAUAGUUCAUCCAUUUGAAAAUAUGCCGCCUAGGUUCGAUUCCAGAUCUAUAGGGAGCUCAAUUUCAAAUUGGGAGCUGAGUGGUAAUGAGAUUAGAUCAAAGAACAAGCCCCCUUUAUCGAAAACCAGAGUACCUUUUAAAGGAUGCUUGAUGGCUGGAAACGAGUCUCCUCUUCCGCACAGCUGUAUGCAGAUGAGGUGUGGAUCUCAGAGAUCAACUUAUGCUUUCUCAAACAGCAUUGACAAAACUAAAGAUCGCUACGCAGUCCCUUUAUCUCGCAGCAACCUAAUUCAUACUAAAUUAACACUUUUCAUUUCCAAUCGCAAUUUACUGAAUGCCCCUCCAUCCACCCUUGGUGCCGCUGCUUUAGCUCUCCACUACGCAAAUGUUAUCAUUUUGAUUGAGAAGAUAACUUCAUCGCAUCACUCGGUUUUCCUUGAUGCAAGAGAUGACCUGUAUGAUAUGUUACCCACAAAUAUCAAGAUCUCUCUGAUGGCAAAGCUGAAGUUGUUUGCCAAAACUUCAGCAUCAUCUGUCUACGAUGCUGCUCUUGCAGCAGAGAUGAGUUCGACGUUAGCAAGAAUAUUAGAAUGGCUGGCUCCGCUUGCUCAUAACAUGAUAAGAUGGCAUUCUGAGCGGAAUUUUGAGCAGCAGCGUAUAGUUCCCGGAACAAAUGUGCUUCUGGUCCAGACCCUACACUUUGCAAAUGAAGUAAAGACAGAGGAUGCAAUCAUAGAACUACUUAUGAGUCUGAGUUACAUGUCGAGGUUUGGAAAAUAAAUUGACAAAAAGACUUUCAAAGAACCUGCCGGUAGAAGAGCUUGUGAUGGAUAUUUGCUCUAACUGGAUAGCAAUGUUUACAGCGUGCUACCCUAUCAGAAGAGAUUUGACACUACCCGACAACUGACUGAGAUCGUGAAGAGCUCUGUUACUGGUUGAUCAAUAGGGCAGCAUAGUUUUCGCUCUUCGAAUUCUUUGUUAGUGAGAAGUCAUUCUGCCAUUAGUUACACUGUGUUUGAUUGAGAGAUUUAUGGAGAGAUUUGAAAGAGGAAAGGGAAAGGGAAAAUGUGUGUGAAACUAGAUGAAAUAUAAGUAUAUUUUAUUCACAUUUUAUCUAUCUUUUUCCUUUCCCUUUCUCUUUCCUAAUUCCUUUCCAAAUUACGGUACUGUUUUAAGCACUCAAACAGAUACUAUUUCUUCUUUUGGUGUAAUCUUCGGUUGAGUUUAGUUGAGAUCCACAAAUUUUGUUUGUAUAAUUAAUAAAUGGAGAUCUCACAGCCACUUCCUUGUAAAAUAUAAUUGUACCAUUAAGAUUUCUAUGG